AUGGCGUCUCCCACCAGUGGGAACGGCAAGCAGCCGGCUCCCAAGCAGCCAACCACCUUCUACUUCGCCUAUGGUAGCAAUCUGCACCUCAAGCAGAUGAAGCGGAGAUGCCCUCAUAGCAGAUACAUUGGAAGAGCCCGGCUGGUCAACUACCGCUGGCAGAUCAACGAGCGCGGCUAUGCCAACGUUGUCAAGACCGACGGAUAUUGGGUGGAUGGUCUGGUUUAUGAGAUUGACGCUGCCGAUGAGGCCAAGCUGGACAUCAAUGAGGGCGUGUCCAAGAACGCAUAUGCCAAAAAGACCAUGAGAGCCCAACUGUUCAGGGCGCCAGGCAAUCUGUACCGUCGUCCAACAUCAUGGAUAGUUGAUAGAGGAGGUCCAGCCAAGAUACUUCGCCAGGCGAAGGAGGGCACACCGAAGCAGCCAGAGCAGCCCCAGCACUGGGUCCAGGAGGUCCUCGUCUAUAUCAGUCUGAAUUUCACCACCGAUAGCCCGCCCAAGGAGGAAUACAUCAACCGCAUCAACUUCGGACUCGCCGACGCCAGAGCCCUCGGGAUGGAAGAUGACUACAUCAGCAACUGCAUCCGGCCCUUUGUCCCGGCGCCCGCAAGGCCUCAGAGAACCCUCGGAGCCGCAAACGCAGAGAAAGGAAAGCAGCCAGCUCGCGGCUUGAAGCGAAAUGCUUCCCCUAGGACUGGUGAGAAAUCUCCGGCCCGCCCAGGACGAGCACCCAAAAGACCUGACAAUCAGACUCCCCAACAAACGACGACGAGCAGACCCCGGAGCCAGACCGUCCCUAGGAGACCUGGUGCGACCUCACAGCAAAAUCCGCCUCAGCAAAAUCCGCCUCCCUUACCACCUCGACCCGUUCCACCACUUCCGCCACGACCCAUCCCGCGGUAUCGCGAUGCCCCGAUCAUUGUCGUUGAAGAGUAUCAUUUUUCUUGCCGGUCGAUUUGA
Messenger RNA from Clonostachys rhizophaga, 960 nucleotides. NCBI's taxonomy places the organism in Eukaryota, Fungi, Ascomycota, Sordariomycetes, Hypocreales, Bionectriaceae. The record is from the annotation of a GenBank genome assembly.